AUGGGUGGUGUUGUAGCUUCUUUCUUCAAGUUCAAACCAUUCAACUUCAGAUUCUUCUUCUUCUUCUUCCUCCUCAUUCUAAUUGUUAUAUACGCAGAGGCCAACGACACCAGAGAAACGCCAACCCCAAAUCCCAAUCCUGAUGGCACAGAAAAAACCUCCUCCGCGUUCAAACCAGGAAUGGCCGUUGUGGUGGCCGUUUUGACAACCAUGUUUUCUCUCACCUUCCUCCUCCUCCUCUACAUCAAACACUGCAACGGCGCCGGGAAUAUCGACACCGGAGGAGGAGGUAACAUUACAACUUCACGAGCGGUGCCACCUUUGACCGGAAGGAAAAACUCCGGCAUUGACCGGUCAAUAGUUGAAUCUUUACCCAUCUUCAGAUUCGGAGCACUGAGAGGCCAAAAAGACGGUCUCGAUUGCGCUGUUUGUCUCACAAAAUUCGAAGCUGCAGAGGUUCUUCGGUUGUUACCAAAAUGCAAGCACGCAUUCCACGUCGAAUGUGUUGAUACAUGGCUUGAUGCACAUUCCACUUGCCCUCUAUGUCGUUACCGUGUGGAUCCAGAAGACAUUCUUCUAGUACAGGAUCCUGCGAAUUCGAAGAUUUUAAGGCGUAACAACCAACAACAAUAUUUGGACAUUGAAAGAGGGAGAAACUCGAAUCACGAGAUUGUAGAGUAUCGGCGGAGGCAUUCGUCGGUGGGAGAAAGUGAAUCGGAACGUCAGAGCAAGAGAACGACGUCGUCGUCGUUUAGGAGGUCAUUGGACAGUGCCACGUCGACAAAGAAGAACGAGAGCGUUGGUUGUUUUAUCCGUCCCAGAAAAGACGGGAUGUUGUUGGCACAAGAGAGGGACAGGACGAGCGUGGAACGGAGGUUGGAGCACCGGAUUAUUGUGUCGUCCACCCCACACAGGAACGGUGGGGUCCACCAUCAUCAACGGUGGAGCGAUGUGCAAGCGUCGGACUUACUGUAUCUGACGUCGGAGAUGAUGCGGUGGAACACGCGCGGCGCGAGAAGAGUGGUGAACAACUUGGAUGAGGACAGUUGGAAGGGGAGGGGUAUAAUAAAUUCGAGAAGCGUGUCUGAAAUCACGGGAUUGAGCAGGUUCUUGAGCAAUAACAUUAACAACAACCACAGAGAGUGGGAACAACGACAACAACAAAGGCACAUGGAAAGAGAGGAAGGAUUAGUGUCGAGGUGGUUGACUUGGAUUUCAAGGUCACGGUCACAGCCAGCUGUACGGUAG
Messenger RNA from Gastrolobium bilobum, 1248 nucleotides. Its product is annotated as RING-H2 finger protein ATL43-like. Bases 1 to 1248 code for a protein of 415 amino acids. The transcript has 2 exons. The record is from RefSeq and is a predicted model, not a curated record. NCBI's taxonomy places the organism in Eukaryota, Viridiplantae, Streptophyta, Magnoliopsida, Fabales, Fabaceae.